Messenger RNA from Copidosoma floridanum, 6356 nucleotides. RefSeq lists its product as uncharacterized. Lineage: Eukaryota; Metazoa; Arthropoda; Insecta; Hymenoptera; Encyrtidae. The record is from RefSeq and is a predicted model, not a curated record.
UCGUGUUUCGAGCGAUGCGGAGUGUGCCGUUCUAAAUAGCAUUCGCGAAGGAGCUGCGUGCGGGGGGGACCGAAGCCGAGCUUUAUAAUAACGGGGUAGCCGUGACAGCGACAAAAAUCACCCAAGCACCGGAGUCACCUCGAAGCAGUGCGAACGAAAGAAACGAGACGCCGUCAGUGAAACAAGGGUGUCGGCGGCGGCUCGGCUGAGCCGCGGCCGGCGACGACGGGAUCAACGACGGCAACAACGCCGGGACGACAACAUCGUUAUGUCAAAGACGACGACGAGAAGUACGUCGAGCUGUUGCGGUACACCGUAGUGGCGAGGACACCGCCGGCGGCAGCCUCGAAGCUCGCGAGCCAUGGGCAAGAAGGGCGCCAAGCGCAAGACGCGCUGGAGGACCUUCAGCAUUGGCACCCCACCGGGAGACGAGGACGAGGAGGAAGGAGAAGGAGUAGGGACCGGCGUUCGCAACGGUUACGGGCAAUCGAAGCACCACCAGCACUACUCGGGCGAGCGCAGGGAGCGUAGCAGCAGCAGCCACCACAACGGCUACGGCCCCCCAACCUCGGGCGGUUGGCUGAAGUCGCGCCACGGCAGCGCGGGCAGUUGCAGCAACGGUAGCAGCGGGAGCAACAACGGCCACCAGAGCGCCGCGGGCAGUACGACCAGCGGGUACGCGAGCGGUGGUUCGCGCUCGCGCCGCGACGACUCCUCCGCGAAUGGCUACUCGCCCGGGUACGGAGCAGGUGCCGGUCGGCAAAAGAUCGUUUUCAACGAGGACGAGUACACGAGGAUCACCACACCCCGGCAGGACAUGCUCUUCAAGAAGAGCUACCUCGCCCAGAGGAAGCCCUGGACCAGCGGCGCGGCCAGCAUGAGCGCCACACCCUCCACCGCCGAGAGCCAGUCGGCGUCCCACUCGACCGCAGGUAGAGAUGGCAGCGAGGCGGCGGAGGAUCAGCAGCUGCUUGACGGCAACGUGGUCGGUGAGAUGGUAAUGGAGCCCCCGCCCCCGUUGAGCUACGGCACCUACUACGAUCACGCGAGUGGCUAUUACUACGAGUGCCCGAUGAUGCUGGUGGGCCCGGCCGUGCCCGAGCCCCUCGCUCCCAACGUGCUCGCGGCCAUGCCCUGCGGCCCCGUGCCCCUCCGACCCAUCGAGUGGGUCAAUCCAGCCUUCGUGCCAAAACUCGCCUCCCAACAGUACUGCUACAUGGAUUACCAGGCGGCGCAGGGACCGGACUGCGCGGCCCUGGUGGAUACACAAGGCGUGCCGUUGAGCAUGGCAGAGCCCACGGUCGUGUCAUCCGCUGCGGUAAUGACACCGGCAACGACGAACGGACUGAGCCAUCACGAGCUCGACAGCGUCUCGGACUCGCUAAUCGUCGAAUCCGCGAACGGUGACGCGCAGAUGGUGGACGAGGAGACUAGCCUCGUUGAUAAUAACGGCGUCGUCACCGACGACUCCUGCCACCAUCAAUUUAUCCCAGAGGCUGAGCAACCGCUGGCGGAGCUCCAGGAGUUGUCGGAGCCAUUGGCCACGACCCUCGAGACGUACGAGGUGCUGGAGCCGCCCGAGGGUCUGGAAUACGUGCCCGAGGCCGUCGAGUACGUGGAGACACUGCCGGCCCAGCCGAUCCACCUCGGACACCACGUGGUGCCUCAGCCCCUCGGCCAGCCCUACAUCUAUCCGGGCCAGUACAUGUUCGGGCCCUCGGUGAUCAACGUCAACGGCGUCACGAUGCAAAGUGCGCCCAUGCUCAGGUACAGCGACGUGAUGGCGAGCUCUGCGGAUGUGGCUUGCAUCAAGCGCAGAAGAAAGAAAAAGAAGAAAAAGCAGAGGCGUAUACCCGGUAACAUGGACGAGGACGAGGAAUUCAGUUCGGAGGGUGAAAACGGCUACUCAUGCCCCCGAUCUUCAUGGACUGUGGCUGCGACGACCACGACGACGCUGGAUUUCAACAGUGGCAACAACAUCAGCCGACCUCUGAAUCCGGAGUGUCAAGAGUUUCACUUGCGCAGCCCCGAGUUGGAUGUCUACGACGACCCCGGCUCGGAGAGCCACGUUUUGGCCUUCGAAGAGUGCACUUCCUCGCCCCUGCCGGUUGCCGAAAUGAACGGCAAUGGCGAGCAACUACUCUCCGAAGGCCACGAGUCCCAAGUGGUUCCGGUGCUCGAGAACCACACCAACAACGAACUGAAAAGACUGACCGACGAAGAGCCGAGAGCAACAACAGCUACCCCCGAAGACGAGGUGGCGGCGAACGGAGUCACGCCUCUGACGAACGGUGACCUCGCCGAUGAGGUGCUGGCAAACGGUGACUCGCAAAGACUGACCGAGAGCCCCGAGGCACGACUCUCCCUCGAUAGUUGUAGCAGCAGCAGUAGCAGCAGAAGUAGCAGCACGGCUUCGCCCAGCCGAGCCAAGUACAACGCCAAAACGCUCAAGUACGUGCGCGAACCAACGCCCGGGCCGGAACUCGAGCUAACGCCUGAGCCCGAGGAAUCACCGAGCGUAGCUCUGGCAAAUGGUGCCGAGGACGAAGAAAGGUCCGUCGACGACGUUACGAACAUGAUCAACUCUGCGACCAUCGUCGAGGCGCAAGCAAUCUCAAAAGAUGGGGAUCUGGAUAUCUGUCAGACAUGGAUUAACGAAAGCUCAAUCACCUUCGAGAGUUGUUGUAACGAGAACAACAGAGCAACUACGACGACGACGAUGACGACGACGGGGACAAAGACGAUAACCGAUACAGCUGUGGCACAACCGGCAAUCGAUGAAGACUCUGGCAUCGAGAGCCAACCUAAGCCUACCGAGGUAUCGGGUCGGCCGAUCUCCGAUGCGGUCAACGAGUGGCUCAAACGAGUCAAUUCGCCGGACCUUUUUAUCACUUCCUCGGCAACAAAUGAUAUCGACGAUGAUGACGAUGACGAGGAGGACGAGGAGUUGGACGCAGCGGUGAGCAACGAGCCGUCAAAAAACUUGCAAGGCAACCCCAUGCCUGCACUAUCUGUUAAUGGCGUCGCCGAAGAGCGCGAGCCUAGCCGUGGUAAAUUCGUAAGCCCCGACCAUCGGGCUGGAGUUGACGAUGACGAGCUGCCAGUAAAUGUCUCGUCGAAGGGAAAAGUCAGAAAUUUUAAAGGUGCCAAGAAGAAAGAUGCCAAGGGUCACAGGUGCAACGCCAAGGAUCUAGAUGAUUCAUGCGUGGAGCGGGCAAACAAAUACGCUGUGGCACAAGAUCAUACAUACAUUUCUGUCACCAUGAUCCCUUUCACGAAGACAUCAAGAAUUCCAUUGAAAAGGAAGAUUGACGAGAGUUGCGAAUUUACCGACGAGGAUAGCGAUGCGGGUAUGAGGGUUGCUAAAAAUUCUCGGAUCAAUGCGAAAAGAGCGAAAGGGGAGUUUGAUUCGCAAGAGGAUGAUUGCAUGUGCAAACGAAUCGGAGACGUAGUGGCGGUGAAAACAUUCGAAAAAGGCGAGAUUGUAGUUUCGAUGGACGGUGAGUUGCUGCUCGUUGCGCCUACGCUAGACGAAAAGAUGAAAAAAUGUGUUGAUGAAGAAGUCAAACGAAAAAACAGUAACAGCACAGCAGAAGACGAGCGCGAACGCUCUUGGGGCAGUAUCGAGGAACCGGAUGUCCUCGAAUACUGGGAGGCAGAAACAGUCGAACCAGUGAUGACUCUGCAAAAAAUGUUACAGGAUGAAUCGAUUGAUGAUGAUUUGCUUAUGAAUAAGGAUGAUGAAAUGGUAUUCGAUAGAAUGGAGCAUAUCCAAAUGUAUUACCGAUUGCAGGUCGUCGAGGACGAGUCCAGCGAUAGUAACGCAGCUUCGAAUGAUGAAGAUUCGAGCGCUGCGCCAAAUAUAUAUUCCGAUCAAACUACUGAAAGUAUUUCCAGCUUGGAAGAGAUAGAAAUGAGGGUGACUGAAAUUAAGGCAAAGAGUAUUGGAGACGAUGGGUCCCGAGUGCCAAUCGAUGAGGCAUUUGAAGCUUACGAGAGCUGUUACACUGACAGGUCUUUUCCUUUUGCAGCAAUCAAUGGAAAAUUCGACAGAUCCCAUUUAUUCAAUCGAGAUAGGGAAGGCGCUGUACCUUGCAAGGCAGUAUGCUGCAAUAUUCAAUGACCAAAGGAGUGUUUUCGUAAUCGCCGUCCUUUGCUAUUAUUUACACGAUGAUAAAUAUUUGUUACGGAUUUAGUCAACAGCCGAUUGAUGCUGUGUUAUAAUAUCGAUAAAAUAGUUAAGAAAAACUGGUGGCUUUUAAUAUUAUUUUGGGACUUUUUGAGGAAAGAAACUUACGAUUCGAACUUAAGUUUCAAACAAUCUGAAAAAAGUCUAUCAAGAGGGUGGUGAAAUAUAUCAGUUUCCUUGAGCAUUCACUCCGAGUAUAUGUCAUGAAGAAAUAAGACGAUUAAAAAGUGUUGAAUGGUAAAUUGACAAAAAUUUUGUGUUCCAAUGAGCUUUGCGUUUGUAAAUAGCAUAUCAGCGUUUUCACCUGCAAAUCACAAUGAAGUCCUUUGAUACAGCAUGCGAGUAAUGUCUGUAUUAAUAGUUUUAGUGCAUAUACCAUUAUGCAGUGGCGAUAGAUUAUUAUAACCAUUUUCUUAGCUCUUCAUAGAAUUUUUUUUUUUUUUUUUCAUAUUUCAUAUUUCUUUAGCUCUUUUAAGAGACGAUUUUGAACAAUGUCUGUCAAGGUUCCUAAUUAUUAUUAUUGUUAUAUUACUGUACUACUUGAUUUUUUGGCUACACCAAGUUAUAAUUAAGUAGGUAUUUUUGAGAAGCAAACUGUGCUCAUUUAUAGUUGUUUCAUCAUUCAUCAAGAUUCACUUUGGUGUGAUUCUCUUAGAUGUGAUGAUAAUUAAAUUUAUAAAUAUUAAAAAUGAGUAAAAAAAGUACUCAGCAACAUCUUGUUACAUUGCUUGGGGCAAAACAAAUUGCAGAGUUAGUGAUGGGUCUAACUUCCGUAUGAUACAGUUUGACAUUUUUGUUUUGAUUUUCAACACAUAACUGUAGUUAAAACAAAAAAUGAACAAAGAAAACAAAGCGAAAUGUUAGAAGCUAGUCGGUGAAGGCUGACAAAAAUAAAAAAAUACCAAAGUGGCGUAUUUUUAUGAUUGUUAUCGUUCUUGUUAUUGGUGAUCUGAAUAUAGAAAGUGUGAUUGAGGCUAACAUAGUUUUUUUUUUUUUUUUUCUAAUAAACUGUUCAAAACAAACGUGUGUUCCCAAAGAUCGUUAGCGCGAACAAACACGCGCCUGCGCUAUCGUCGAUAUGAGAUAUAAUAUGUUGUUAACGAUUCAUCUCAGCUUUGACAAUAAUUAACCAGCUGCUUUUGAUUACGAUUAAAAUUUAUUUGUGAAUAUUUACGUUACCAAAGUUUGCACGCAGUAAACGCAUGAUAAAUUUUAGAUUACUUGAUGAAUUUUUUCUUUUAUUACAUCCAAACAAUGUAACUUUGCUAGAAUUUUAGACAUUAAUAUUUCGUGCAUUUUAAAAAGCUUAGUAAUCUUAGAGGUACAUAAUCAAGCUAAACUUGGUAAAAAUUCAAACGACUAAAGAUUAAAAAGUGCUGCAAAAUAAAGUAAAACUGCAAGGAAUGAAUAAGUGGAAGGUAUAUAGUUAUUGUGUAAGCGAAUCAUGUAUAUAGAAACAGUAUACGUGCUUGUUGAAAAAUGUACAGAAAUCGGAUAAAAAGUUCAUAAAAUACAAAUACACAGUCACAUUUGCGCAUGCAUAUAGUUAUGUGGUAGGAGGUAGCGUAUAUCAUUACCCAUAAAAAUUUAGUGCGGCGUAAUUUACGAAAACGUAAAAAACAUGCUAAAAUAUUGAUAAAAAAAGGAACAUUAGCUCAUGUUAACACAAUUGAAAUAUUAUUAUCACAGGUAAGAACACUUGUUACUGACAAUUAAUAUUAUUGACACCGCAGCAUGUUGGGGAAUAUGUCGUUGGGUCCGACGGAUCGGAAUGGCGCGCAAUGAAGAUAUCAAGGAUCAAAACGAAUAGCGAUAGCGCAGGACACUUUGCAUCUUGUAUCUCAUCAUAAAAUGUUGUAAAUACGGCUGAGACCUCAAUCUCUCUCCGGAAAAAUCAAGUCAGACCUAUAAACGUACCCUACCUAUUCAUAUAUAUACAUGCGUUUUUCACUCCAUAUCCUCUUGUCAGAAAGUUUUCCGCAUCGUCUCCAGUCUUACACAAGCCAUGGCGCACUUCUUUCUUGUGUAUACUCGGUUAUAUUAUUAUUAUAUUGUACCUUUUUCGUUUUUUUAAAAAAUGACUAAGACGAUUAGGAAAGUGCUUUAUGUUACGAUUGUGUGUACAAAUAAUAGUAAUGAUAAUAAUAAUAUUAAUAUGGUAAUAAUA